This is a messenger RNA of Mercenaria mercenaria, 1051 nucleotides long. RefSeq lists its product as uncharacterized. The coding region runs from base 47 to 1051 and encodes 334 amino acids. The record is from RefSeq and is a predicted model, not a curated record. Gene Ontology annotation, molecular function: DNA binding. Gene Ontology annotation, biological process: DNA recombination; DNA integration. The transcript has a single exon. Lineage: Eukaryota; Metazoa; Mollusca; Bivalvia; Venerida; Veneridae.
AAUUGUAUUUCUCGUCAAAUAAGCACAAAAUUCACACUUUUUUUAAAUGUACGUAUCAUUUUAUUUCCUCAGAUGGGGAGACAUUCAGCUAGAAACUGGAUCAGAUGGCAUUGAAUACCUCCGACUGCAAGAAAGGCAAACGAAAACAAGAACCGGAAGUAACGUCCAUGAUGUGCGACAGAUUACACCAAAAAUCUUUGCAACUGCUGAUGAUCCCGAACGCUGUCCAGUGGGAAUGUACAAAUUGUACAAGAGUAAACGGCCGCAGACAUUUUGUGAACCAGAUCAUCCUUUUUAUAUCGCACCUCGCACAAGCUCCCAGACAAUUGACAAUAACACUUGGUUCAUGAAAAUAAAGCUUGGAGAAAAGAAACUUGGCAGUUUAUUGAAGAUAAUGGCUGCUGAUGGAGGGCUCGAUGAAAGUAAAAGAUUGACCAAUCAUUCAACCCGCAAGCAUCUUGUCCAGAAACUUCGUGACUCAGGAAUCGCACCUACAGACAUCAUGCAAAUUAGCGGCCACAAAAACAUUCAGUCUGUUAUGAAUUACUCCGCCAUGUCCGAGGAAAAGCACAAGCAGUGUUCAAGAAUACUUUCCACUGUAAGACCAAGUUCUGACAGGCCAUCAUCCUCAGCCAGCAGCUCAAGUGUUAGUGAUGGUGUAUUUCCUGCCAUUGCCCAACCAUGUCAAUCUGCAUCUCAUUCUCUGCCAUUUGUUCAGUCUGUGCCUGUGUCAUCUGCAAGCUCAAGUACAAGUUCUUGUACACUGUCACAUGAUGUGUCGCCUCCAAAUCCUGAACCACGAAGUGACUAUGAGAUAGAAACUGUCAACAUUAGUAAUCACAAAGUUCGUGCACAAGAAUAUCAAAAUGAUCAAAGCAGGCCUAACGUACAUGUACCAGUGCCAGUACCAGACCCAUGUCCGGUUUCUUCAAAUUCUACUGGAAACUCCAUUUCAGUUGUAAACGACACUGUUACUCUAAACACACAGAUGAAUUCUCUGUUUUCUGGUGCAGUGUUAAAUAUCCAAAACUUCAACAUGUUCAUGAAAUAA